GCCACAGUCCAGAGUCCAGCAGCACAGCGGAAUAUCUCCUCUCUUUUUAUUCCACACACACAUUUUACCUGACUGCUCUGACCUUUUAAAACUCGCUUUUUUGAUUUCUUCCAAGAGCGAUUUUUGAGUCUUGACUUCUUCACCUGACGGGGUGUCCAUUUCCUGUGGACCCGUUUGGAUUUUACGCACUUCUAAUUAUUCACCUGUAUUCGGACCUCCGGAGCUCUAUGCCCUGGACGCUCCGUGCCGAGAUGGCGCGCCUGUUACUGCCGUGUCUCCUGCUGCUAGUGUCCGUGCAGACGGCUCUCUCCUCCGGAGUCUUUGAGCUCAAAAUCGACUCCUUCACCAGCUCCCGGGGAGUCUGUCGCUUCCAGACCCGGGACUGCCAGAUAUUUUUCCGGGUUUGCCUCAAACACUCACAGGACGUUAUCGACCCAGAGCCACCGUGCACGUACGGAACCGCGCUCACGGACAUCUUCGGCGCCGACUCCAAAUCCAUCUCCGGGAGCGCGCCCAUCAGGGUGCCUUUUCACAAGUGGCCGGGGACUUUCUCUCUGAUCAUUGAAGCCUGGAACGCGGAAUCUUCAGGACUCGAUUCUACAGAUAACCAGAACAACCUGAUCAGCCGCCUGGCGACUCGCCGCAGGCUGACCGUGGGGGGGGAGUGGUCCCAGGAUGUGGACUACAGCAACGACAGCGAGCUCCGGUACUCCUACCACGUGGUCUGCAACGAAAACUACCACGGCGAGGAAUGCUCCGCCUACUGCCGGCCCCGCAACGACACCUUCGGCCACUUCACCUGCGACGAGCAAGGGAACCGGCGCUGCCUGGAGGGCUGGACCGGAGACUACUGCUCUGAUCCCAUCUGUGUGGUGGGUUGCAGCAAAGAGCAUGGCUUGUGCGAAUCCCCCGGGGAGUGUGUGUGCCGGCAGGGGUGGCAGGGCGAGCGCUGCGACGAAUGCGCCCGACACCCGGGCUGCCUGCACGGGACCUGCCAGCAGCCGUGGCAGUGCAACUGCAAGGAAGGCUGGGGGGGGCUGUACUGCGACCAAGAUCUGAACUACUGCACCAACCACAAGCCGUGCCAGAACGAGGCUUCCUGCACCAACACCGGUCAGGGCAGCUACACCUGCACCUGCAGACCCGGCUUCACCGGCAAAAACUGCGAGAUCGAGACCAACGAGUGCGACAGCAACCCAUGCAAGAACGGCGGCAGCUGCACAGACUUGGAAGAUGAUUAUUCCUGUGCCUGCCCUCAGGGCUUCUACGGGAAGAACUGCGAGGUCAUCGCCAUGACGUGCGCAGAUGGACCAUGUUUCAACGGAGGAACCUGUGUCGAAAAUACGGCCGGCGGAUACAGCUGCCAGUGCCCCACUGGGUUCACGGGCUCCAACUGCGAGAAGAGAAUCGACCGAUGCAGCAGCAACCCCUGCGCUAACGGUGCUCAGUGCUUGGACCUCGGUAAGCUCGUCAUGUGCCACUGUCGCCCCGGCUUCUCCGGCCCUCGCUGCGAGAUCAAUAAGGACGACUGCGCCGGCAACCCCUGCCGCAACGCCGGCACCUGUGUGGACGGCAUCAACAACUUCACCUGCACAUGCACGCUCGGCUUCACCGGCAAAGACUGCUCCGUGCGCACCAGCCAGUGCGACCAAUUUUCUUGUUACAACGGCGGCAAGUGUUACGCCCACUUCAGCGGCCCGGUGUGCAAGUGUCCAGAGGGCUUCAUGGGCGCUCAAUGCGAGUACAAACAUGCCAAGCCGACUGUGAAACCUUCACUGAAUAGCGACUCCUCUCCUGCGCUCAUCGCCGCGGUCAUCCUCGGUCUGGUGACGCUGAUUCUGCUGGUCAUCGUAGGCAUCCACAUUCUGAAGCAGCUCCGCCGGGGCAGGAAGCUCACGGCUAUCACCAACUCAGUGAAGAAUAACCUGGAGGCAGUUAACAAUCGCAGCGCAGUGAUCGGUGGCCUACCAGGAGCGCCACUUGGCAACCUCAGGGAGAAGGUGGCCUUCCUCCUCCCCGGUGGAAACCUUAAAGUGUCCAAUAAGAACGCAGCGCUGUUUGAGAACGGCGGAGACGGCAUGUCUAUUUUCAGAAACAAAAUGGCAGACUGUAACCUGGCAAAAGACGAGCAACGCCUGGCCAAGUUUGACCUUAAAAAGGGUGACUCGACCAUCAUCGUCCCUCCUCUUGGGUUCGGAAAGGACAGUCUCUAUCAAUCAGUGUACAUCAUCCCAGAGAAGAUGGAGCAGUGUGUGUUUGCUACUGAGGUAUAACCUCCAGAUUUCACACCUAAAGUGGAUGAACCCUCACGCCUUCAGGCUUGAAACUUGACCAACCAGAGGAUCUAUUGUACACACAACAUGCUAUUUCAUAUUUAUUACUGCUGCUCAACGGAGAAGAAACAAAAAUUUGCACUAAUUAUCUUUUUUUAAAUACUUUUAAAUCUUAAUAUAAUAUGUCUAUCUUUGUAUCUGUAUGUUCUUUGCAUCAAACGUGAAUAGAACUGACAACCAAUCGGAAAGACCGGUGCCUUAGCUUCCUAAUCGUUGUGUCGCUCAAAUCAUCGGAGGACCGUUUUUUCUACAACAAUUGGAGACAGGAGCUUUUUAUUUGAGGUUAAACCACCUGAACUUUUCCCGUCUGAAAGCUGAAUUGGACAGCUUUGUGACUCCGUCCAUUUGCUGUUUUGCUGAAGAAGCCUUACAAUCCUGCAUACUCUGAAGUGCCUCUUCUGCACCAUGACUCAAAUCCAAUCCAAUGACUUUGUCGCAGGAAAAACAACAUCACUGGAGACAUUUGUUUUUUAAACGAUGUGAUGUUUCAGGUGAAUCAGGGAGAGUUCGUACCUCUAUCAACAACCAGGUGUUUCCCACCCGUCAUGAACAGAUAAUCUACCUUUUGACAAAAAAAGAUAUAUAAGAAACGUAUGUCCCAGGCCGGGUGAAGGUCUAGCCGAGCUGGAUUCAUCUUGCAAAUCAUGUCAUCGUUUUUUCCGUUUUGUCUUCCUUAACUUGCUGCCUUUAUCAACCUCUGCAAGUCCUUCUGAACUAUUGAAAGCCCCCCCUGCUGUUCUGUCACAGCUCUGGGUGUUUGGGGUUAAAAAACCUCGAAGGACCACAGACUUUCUUAAUCUUAUGCUUAUUGUUUUUUACCUAAUCUAUUUGAUACCAAAAAUACGUGUUGUUUCUGUGUAGUCGUGUCUUUGUAUUAUCUUCGUUAAUUUAAGAAACCAAUGCAAUGUGUACAUAUCCUCCAGAACAUAGCUGUUCCCCUAUUUAAUUUAGCCUUUUUGUAAAUAAUGAAAGAGAAUUGUAUAUAUGUCUAUGUCCUAUUGUCUCCGUCAUAAUCAAGAAAUAUAUUUUUUCCAGAAAUAAAUUAGUAACAUAA
Eleginops maclovinus (Patagonian blennie) is the source of this 3387-nucleotide messenger RNA. RefSeq names its product deltaC (gene dlc). Gene Ontology annotation, biological process: multicellular organism development; negative regulation of Notch signaling pathway; cell communication. Gene Ontology annotation, molecular function: Notch binding; calcium ion binding. The coding region runs from base 228 to 2273 and encodes 681 amino acids. The transcript is spliced from 10 exons. The record is from RefSeq and is a predicted model, not a curated record. Lineage: Eukaryota; Metazoa; Chordata; Actinopteri; Perciformes; Eleginopidae. Gene Ontology annotation, cellular component: plasma membrane.